UUAGACCUUACUAUCAAUCGCUGCUCAACAUAUUCUCAACACAGACAACCACCGCCGAGCCAAAGCAAACCAGCAAAUAAAUAUUACCAUUUGUAAAUGUUGUGCUUCUAACAACCAACAAAAAUCCCACUUGUUUGAAGAUUACGGCCAGCCGCACACAAACGUGUACAUUCCCAUCUACCCAUCCGUAAGCUUCGGGGCAAAGUAAGGUCGGGCCGGUAUUUAAAGCCGAUUGGCACGGAUGCACAACAUUACAGUUGCGCUCCGUACGUCGAUCAGUGAGGAUCUGCUAAUUCGUUGUCAACACUUUUACAAAAAACCCAGCACACUUCAAUUUUAACGAUGAAGCUGCUGUUUCUGUUGAGCUUCCUGCUGUGCGCUAUCCUGGCCGCUGCCGGCAAGUACUCGUGCCCGGCCUGCCCGGCCAACUAUCUGCCGGUGUGCGGUACCGAUGGCAAGACGUACGCGAACGAGUGCGCCCUGGAGUGUACCGUGGCGCCGGCCGUCAAGGUGGCCCGCAGCGGCGAGUGCUAGACAACUCGUCGGUUCUCAGACACGGAUACACGCUAGGCCAACGGAUGCAGGACGGGGAGUUGUUGAGCAAGAGUGCCAGCGUUUGCCUCAUCGGAAAAGGAACGCAGAAAAGGAAUACAACCCUUUGUCUCCUCUCUCUCUCAGUUAUUAUUUGCUUAUGUUCACAAUACAAUACAAUAAAGUUUAAAGUGCUGAUGUAA
This is a messenger RNA of Anopheles coluzzii, 734 nucleotides long. Its product is annotated as trypsin inhibitor ClTI-1-like. The transcript has a single exon. Gene Ontology annotation, molecular function: protein binding. NCBI's taxonomy places the organism in Eukaryota, Metazoa, Arthropoda, Insecta, Diptera, Culicidae. The record is from RefSeq and is a predicted model, not a curated record. The coding region runs from base 343 to 534 and encodes 63 amino acids.